AAUAACAUCUUAACCUCUUCCAAAUCUUUUGCAUUUGGAGAGGAAGCAAACCACUUAAAACAACGAUUUCUAUCGUGCAUCUCUGACUCUGUCUCAAUCUCACUAUCUCACUGCAAACAAGACCUAAAUACACUUAGUGUCUAAUAGGGAUAAAGCGGACAGCCUCAGUAAUGUGGAAGAAAAACAGCUCACAUCUUUUUUUCCUUAUCUCUGCAUCAGUAUCAUUCACAUCAAUCAACGCCUCCAUCAUCGGUCUAGCUCCUAACUUCCUUGGGUAACCCUUCUUAUAGGCGCUGGUUUGAUCAAUUCUAUGAGUCCCAUCAAUGGUCAUCAAUGGUAUAAGGCUGAUCCGAAAAAAUGUGCUAUUUUCCAGAAAAGAAAUAGCCUCUCACAUACACCGAGCUUUUCUCAAUAAGAAAUCUUGUUUCCACUGAUCCAUUGCAAACAGAAAUUUCAAUCAACGGAAAGCCAAUCCCAUGAGCCUCAGAGAUGUUAGAAAAUUUGGCACCUCAAUCAGAGCAAAAAUAGAAAACUCAAGCAACCAUAUCUAUGGGAGUGGCUUUCCUUUGAUUGAAACUUCUGUUUGCAAUGGAUCGAUGGAAACAAGAUUUCUUAUUGAGAAAAGCUCUGUGUAUGUGAUAGGCUAUUUCUUUUCUGGAAAAUGACACAUUUUCUCGGAUCACCCUUAUACCAUUGAUGGGACUCCUAAAAUUGAUCAAACCAGCGCCUAUAAGAAGGGUUACCCAAGGAAGUUGGGAGCUAGACCGAUGAUGGAGGCGUUGAUUGAUGUGAAUGAUACUGAUGCAGAUAUAAGGAAAAAAGGAUGUGAGCUGUUUUUCUUCCACAUUACUGAGGCUGUCCGCUUUAUCCCUAUUAGACACCAAGUGUAUUUAGGUCUUGUUUGCAGUGAGAUUGAGACAGAGUCGGAGCUGCCCGAUAAAAAUUGUUGCUUUAAGUGGUUUGCUUCCUCUCCAAAUGCAAACGAUUUGGAAGAGGUAUGGGCGUUAUACUCGGCGACUAGCAAUCACUAUUUUGAUAAAGAUGGGGAAUCGGAGUUGAUGAGAAGUUGCCGCAUUGGUGGGAUUGAUUCAUUGAGGAACAGUUUAGGACUUCUCAAGAAGGUUAAACUUGAGGAGUUGGGGCCUAAGGUUGCACAACUCAAGUUGUGAAGAGUGGCUACGGAGGCAGUACAUUCAAGGGUUGCUCGGUGGAGAGCACAAAGAAGGGAUUGUUGGAAGUUGUGAGAAGUCGGAGGGGUGCGCGCUAGCGGAUGUCAAGCUUUCAAAAUGUCAAGAUUUCAAAAUUUAGUUCUAAUUGAUUUAGUUGAAUUGAACUUGUAAUCAACAUCUCUAAGUUUUUAGUUGUUACUUCUUAUCUGUACUCUUGGAUUAAUUCUGAUGGGCUAAGAUGAAUUGAGGAUGAAGGUUCUAGUUUUUUGCUUGACUUGAUGAUUAGAAAACUUUGUGAUGAGGCAAGGUAUUUUGAUUAUAGAGUUUAAUCAAAAUUGUAGGGGCAUUCAGCACAGUCGAAGGCAGAUACACUUGUGAAAAGAAGGUCAAGAAGAGCAAGUUCAUUGCCAUCAUUGGCCAUGCAUGCGACCAACUCCAGGCAGAAUCCUUCCUUUUGGAGGUAAGCGAUCCUCGUGCAAUACAUAAUUGUUGGGUUUACAAGGUUGAAGAUCAGUACUGACGUAAUGAUGAUGGUGAACCAUAAUCUGCAAUUUUUUCUUCAGGAUUGGAUAGAGUCAUUGUUUUUUUUUCAAACCAGAUAUUUUGGAGGAAUUAAACUUGGAACUAGAGGAUUAGUAAGAGCUUAUGGGGGAAUUUCCAUGUAAUUCUUGAGAAAUUCAUCUAAGGUUCCUAUGGGCAUAGAGGUUCCUUUUGAUCUUUUAAGGGCUCUGUACCACCAGCUACAAAGUUUUUAAGUUGAGGAUAUUAAACAAGAUUAUGAUACAGGGGAAACCUGGUGCGGCUAUGGUCACAUUCAAAGUUGAUUUUGAUUGCAUGCAAAGUUUAGAGGAGGCUAUCAAAACCAAUUGCAGUUGAGAUAUUGCAUUUUUCAAGCGUUGAAUUAUUCUCACCAGCUCCUCCUUUAGGACAACCCUCCGAGCAACACAAAGAGUCAAUGCCAUGAGUUCAUGGCCCUAGUUUUCGUUUCUAAGAUUCCAAUACUAUAUGCAUAUAUGCAAUGUGGUCUCUUUUGUUUUGGCAUAUUCACCUCAGAUUGGACUAGAACAAGAGUUGAUGACUAAAAACAUAAAAGGUAACUUGGUGCACAAUAUGAGGGGAAUAUGGCACUUGUGAAAUACCUUAUGUUAGUAUAAGUGACAGUGCCCGUUGUACGUGGAAAGGCGUGUAACAUUCAAAUGUUUCCAAAUAGAUGCAACGGUUCACGUAAAAUUGUAGUAGAAGCCAUGAUUUUAUGUAU
Molecule: messenger RNA, 2427 nt
Organism: Cuscuta campestris
Lineage: Eukaryota; Viridiplantae; Streptophyta; Magnoliopsida; Solanales; Convolvulaceae
Source: the annotation of a GenBank genome assembly